UGUAAGUAUGUACUUGAUGAGUAUCAAGCAAAGGAUAAUUAUGAAAAUAUAGAGGUUCGACGAGGUUGACGCCAUUUUUAUAAUAUUGGCUACACUUCGGAUUCGAGUUCCGGCACUACGAAUAUACUGUUCAGUUUCAGUAUUCAUCUACACUUUGAAGCUUCAACAGCCGCAUAGCUACACUACGUUAGAAACUACCUCGCACGUGCUUUUUUUAUACGAAACGUGUACCUACUUUUAGUUUUCGUUGUUUUUUUGUUUUUGUUUUGUGUUCUCCUCGAUCGGUCAAUUUUAGAAUUUACAAUAAAAUAUAAUUAGAGAAAAAAAUAGAUAGUAGAUUUUAUGCGCAGGUGAUGUGACAAUUUUUUUUUUUAAUUUCAUCGCUCGAAAAUAUGACAUUUUAAUCGGUGACGUGAAUUAUGAAUUAUGCAAAUUUGAGUUUAAUUUUUGGACGCAAAUGAAAUGGCCGAUAGUUAGAACACGGUACAACGACGGCGACAAAAGCAGAAAUUCCAACGAUAACGUCAGUUUCGACGUUGGCGGGUAAAAUUUCACUCGAAACGAGCGCCGGUGAAAAAAAAUGCCAUCGAAAUGGUAUCUUUUCGGCGCUAAUGUUUUCAAAGAACCGUACAGAUAAGUUGUCCUCGUCGUCGUCGGCGGCGGAAGAACGAAAGAAAAGGCGACGUUUGAAAAUACGAGUCUGCUCGUAAUCGACGGCUCGUGCAGCGUCGUCAUCAAUAAAUUUAUGCUUAUAAGUAUCUCCGUCUACUAGAGCAUCUGUCGAAUAUAGGUACCUAGCCUAUAAUAGUGGAAAAUCGCCGUGUAUAUACGAGUAAUUUUGCAUGGUAAUCGGUCACAUAUGGUUUCUGCGUUAUCGGUCGAUGUGGAUACAGCGAACGUUACUACGAAUGGAUUGUUGAGUACGACGACGUUGAACGCAACGCGGACGCCGUCCGUGUCCGUGCCGGAGAACGGUACCGGUGCUGAUUUCGACGCGAUUUUCGAAUAUCCGCCGUACUUAAAAGUCACCUCGAUUACGUUGUGCGUGCUUAUACUGGUGUUCGGAGUGGUCGGAAACAUUAUGGUGCCGGUGGUGAUAAUUCGUACCAAAGAUAUGAGGAAUUCCACCAAUAUAUUCCUCAUGAAUUUAAGUCUCGCUGAUUUGCUGGUUUUGAUCAUUUGUACGCCGACCGUAUUGGUCGAGCUCAACUCUAGACCGGAAACUUGGGUUCUUGGAGAACAUUUAUGUAAAAUAAUACCAUUUGUAGAAUUGACGGUUGCUCACGCUUCAGUGCUUACAAUUUUAGCGAUCACUUUCGAGCGAUAUUACGCAAUCUGCGAGCCUCUGCGGGCUGGUUACGUUUGUACAAAAGCUCGAGCAAUUGUGAUUUGUAUAAUCACUUGGCUGGUGGCUGCAUUUUGUACUAGUCCAAUCGCAAUGAUCUCAAAAUAUCAAAUUAUGGAAUACGUGGACGGUUCUAUGGUUCCUGUGUGCUUCACGAAAGCCGAUACUUUCUGGCCCAUGUUCUACUUCCUAGUCAUCAAUACGAUAUUUUACUUGGGCCCGUUUGUGUUGUUGAUUUUCAUGUACUGGGUGAUCGCGCGACAUUUGAUGGCCGAUCCGGGCACCAACUGCUCGGAAAGCGCUUUCAACGUUCGAGCUCGUAAACAGGUCGUAGCCAUGCUGAUUACGGUGGUGGUGGCCUUCUUCUUGUGUCUACUACCGUUUAGGGUGUUCACGCUGUGGAUCAUACUGGCGCCGGGCGACUACCAGCCCAACGUACAGAUGGACAAUUACUACCACAUCCUGUUCUCCUGCCGGAUCAUGUUGUAUUUGAAUUCGGCCAUUAAUCCGAUACUGUAUAACUUGAUGUCGUCCAAGUUUCGGCAAGGUUUCAAAAACUUGAUUCCUCGGGUUUUGCGAGCAGCUGCGGGUGGAGGCGGCGGCGGUGGCAGCAGUAGCAGUAGCGGUGGUGGUGGCGGAGGAAGCUUGGGCGGAUUUCAUCGUCGUCGUCGUCGAGGCCGUCUUCGCUACAGCAAUACGUUAAGCACAACUUUAUCGCAUUCUAGUACCAAAGUUACCAUAUUGGCGAGGACCGGUUCGUCGUUGCUAUUGAGGUCCGGCAGAUCCGCCGAUCUGCACCAGCAGUCGCGCCAUCGUAGAAAUGGAUUCCUGAAUGCCAAGCUCGAUGAGCUGCCCACCGCUACCGGUACCGUUACCUCCGCCGAAAUUAUUGUCGACAAUGAUCACAACGACGUCCAUUCUUGUUCCGCAGCUAAUGCCGAUGAAGAUGCGAUCACGCACAGCAUUCGUCCUCGAACCACCGCUAUUUUUCACUUUACCGAUCAACCCGAAAGUUUCUGGGCUAGUGACAGUUCUACAAAUAAACCACAAAUUAAUGGCGCUUAUCGGAAGAUUAAUUUGCAGAAGCAGGCUUUUUCUGUACUCUAUUUAUUGGUUGACAGAAUUAAUGCAGUUCUUAAUUACUUAAGUAGUUGGUUUUUCUGUUUACCAAUAAGUAACUCAAACAUCAGUCCGAUGCUGAUGUUGAUGAAAUUCGAAUACGAACUGUACGCGGAUGGGACGACACAAGUGCCCGUUUGUUGGACCAUAUCGGAUAUAUUCUGGACGAGAACCUUUUUCUUGUGUACCAUCACGGUGUUCUUUUUUCUACCUCUGAUCACAUUAGCUGCGUUGUACAUUACGAUCGCUAAACAUUUGAUGGCCAAUCCAGGAAUCGCAGCUCCUAACUCGAAUACUUCAGCUUUAAGGUAUAGAAGACAGGUCGUGAUGAUGUUAGGCACCGUGGUGUUUACGUUUUUCGUAUGCUUAUUACCAUAUCGAGCGUUAACAUUGUGGCUGAUGUUCGUGCCGUACGAGUGGAACAUCAUGAGUCUAUACGGAUACGAGGCGCAUUAUCAAGUCUUGUCCUUCUGCCGUUUUAUGUUGUACUUAAAUUCGGCCAUUAAUCCUAUCCUUUAUAAUUUAAUGUCUUCCAAAUUUAGAGACGGAUUUCGAAAACUGUGCGGUUUCAAAAACGGAGGUUGCGGCGUGCAUUUAGGACGUCGCGGCACCAUUACCACAACCUCCGCCAACACCACCGGUUUAACCUUUUCCAGCCAACGAAACGCCACUGGCACUAGUAUUAGCACCGGUGGUGGUGCCGGUGCCGGUGGCGGUGGCAGUUUCUCGACCCCUACACCGAACGCCUGCCUUUCGUCUACGCCAAAAAAGAAAAGUUUCGUCAAUUUAAUAUCCAUCGAGGAUUACGAGAAGCCGGACGGUAUUUUCAAAAAAUUGAGCAUCACUACCAAUAUCAUCAAGUUACAAGAAAGUUACGUUUGAGAUAACGAAUCGUGCUCGCCGUUUUUGCAACCACUUUACCCACCUGUAUUAGUAUUCGGAGCACUCGAUUGUGAAUUUCGUCGAUGUUUCGAUAUCGAUUCCUCUUACGUCGAUUAGAUUUUCAUUUUCAUUAAUAUUAACAAUAUAGCCCAGUCAAAUAGCAGAAAAAAAUAGGUGAACCCAAACAUUAUUGCAAACGAAGGUUUUUUUUGGUAAAUAUUGUCUAGGGUGGUAUGCUGAACAACAUACUAAAAGUCCCCGCUCCUACCCCACGAGCUAACCCCCCCCCUCCAGUGGAUCAAAGCCCCCCAAAAACAGUUUUUCGUCCAAAACUCCUGAAAUAUUGAAUUUUGAGUAAAAUGAGCUCAGUGAUCAUUUCAUCUCCUCUCCAAUACCUAUCAAAUGAGCUAUCGACCAACUCUCUAGCCUCAAGGGGGUGGCGCUACGACCCCUAAAAGUGACGUGAUUUUAAUAAUUUUACAUUUUAUGACUUGGGACUUGUAACCUGUUCUAAUUGAUGAAAUGAAGUCCAACUUGGGGAAUGGGAUUCUUUUGGGAGCUAAAGUUGACCUCUGGAGUCUGGAGGGUCAAAGUUGAAAAUUACAGAAAGGUCAUUUUUUUUGAGGGGCAUAACAUGACCCCAAAUGGAUGAAAAGGGUCCAAAAUCAUACCAUCGGACAGCACCCCCAUUGUGAUCAACAUAUCCAAAUUUCAGCUUCCUAGGUCAUCCCCACACUUUUUAAGAUGGAAAAAACCGAAAAUAGGGGCAAAAUAAGGGGAUUUUCACCUUAAUUCCGCUUUAAAUGGGGGUGGGGAUGACCUAGGAAGCUGAAAUUUGGAUAUGUUGAUCACAGAUGAGGUACUGUCCGAUGGUAUAAUUUUGGACCCUUUUCAUCCAUUUGGGGUCAUGUUAUGCCCCUCCAAAAAAAUGACCUUUCUGUAAUUUUCAACUUUGACCCUCCCCACUCCAGGGAUCAACUCUGGCUCUCAAAGGAAUCCCAUUUCCCAAGUUUGAUUUCAUUUUAUCAAUUAGAACAGGUUACAAGUCUCAAGUCAUAAAAUGUAAAAUUAUUAUGUAAAAUCACGUCACUUUGAGGGGUCGUAGCGCCACCCCCUUUAGGCUAGGGAGUUGGUCGAUAGCUCAUUCGAUAGGUAUUGGAGAGGAGAUGAAAUGAUCACUGAGCUCAUUUUACUCAAAAUUCAAUAUUUCAGGAGUUUUGGACGAAAAACUGAUUUUGGUGGGCUUUGAUCCAAGGGGGAGGGUUAGCUCGUGGGGUAGGGGCGGGGACUUUUAGUAUGUUUUUCAGCAUACCACCCUAGACAAUAUUCACCAAAAAAACCUUUGUUUGCAAUAAUUUUAGGGUCAAAUUGCAUUUUGACUUGGCUAAUAUUUUUGUAAAUAUCGAGUGAUGGUACAAAAAUGAUUUAGUUAAUAGUUAUUUUUAUACAAGUGUCAAAGGUCCGAUUAAUCGUUAUUAGUAACAUUUCCUUCAACUACAUACAAUCUAGGUACCUACAUUUUAAAGCUACGAAUUCCAAAAUUUUCAAAUAAAAUCUUCGGAUCCACUCCACUUGGCUCAAAUUUACCAUCGAUGAAUCUAUCAAGUAGGCGAAGUGAAUACGAUUUUACGCUGUUACCUAUCUACUUACUUACUACGUAGCAAGGUGUAUAACAUAAUCGUGUCUCGAUUAUCUGAUUUUGAUCUCAAUUUGAGAAUUCCUUCUCGCGAUUAAUUUUACUCGUAUGUUAGGACCACUCCCCUAUAUGUGUUGAUAAGUAUAAAUUACGUACUUAUUAUUUAAUAUUUACGUACGAUUACCCUUACUGCUGUGUUGUUAUUUUUACGUUGUCGAUAAGAUAAAUUGAAAUUUUAUUUUCACCCGUCUUCGUAUGUAUAUGGCGCACAGGUAAUUACGUUACCUGCCUUCCUAUUUUGAAAUGUAUAUUUCAUAUCAAAUAUUUUUGUUUUCGUUUUUUAUUUUUAUUAUUACCUUAUAUUCUAUUAUCAUCGUCGAUAUUAUUAAAUUACCAGUAUCAUUUGUUGAAUUCGAAAUUAAGUUAAAAUAAUGUAUCGUGUGAUUUUUAUACCUGUAUGUAUAAUUUAUGUAUACUGAAUAAAAUACAAAAUAAUUGUACGUAGGUACGAUGAUUUCUUACGCAA
Messenger RNA from Planococcus citri (citrus mealybug), 5508 nucleotides. RefSeq lists its product as uncharacterized. Gene Ontology annotation, biological process: G protein-coupled receptor signaling pathway. The transcript is spliced from 8 exons. Bases 860 to 3346 code for a protein of 828 amino acids. Lineage: Eukaryota; Metazoa; Arthropoda; Insecta; Hemiptera; Pseudococcidae. Gene Ontology annotation, molecular function: G protein-coupled receptor activity. Gene Ontology annotation, cellular component: plasma membrane. The record is from RefSeq and is a predicted model, not a curated record.